Messenger RNA from Triticum dicoccoides, 2129 nucleotides. Its product is annotated as protein ROLLING AND ERECT LEAF 2-like. The record is from RefSeq and is a predicted model, not a curated record. Lineage: Eukaryota; Viridiplantae; Streptophyta; Magnoliopsida; Poales; Poaceae. The transcript is spliced from 2 exons. Bases 290 to 1990 code for a protein of 566 amino acids.
CCAGCUUUGCCUUUCGCCUUUCUUAUGCUGACUGACUGAUCGUUCAUAAACAACAACGCGCCGCCCCGCCGAUCGACACCGACCGAUAAUCAAUCACGUCCCUCAAGGAAGCCUUCUACUAGCACACAAUACCACACCUAUAUAUCGCGAUCCUUACUUAGCUUAGCUCAACUUCCCGAGCUCCGCAUCCUCUCCAGUGUGUGCUCGCCGCUCAUAGCCAGGCUCACUCUCACUCCCACCUCCAUCCACCCCUCCACGGCAGCUCCUGCUCGCGAAGCGAACGCGGGCAAUGGGGAUGGCGUGGUCGCGCCAGCAGGGGGACGCGGCCCGCGCGGCGGCGCGGGAGCACACGAGGCGGUGCAGGGAGCGGCGCCGGCUCAUGCGGGAGGCGGUGCGGGCGCGGCGCCAGCUCGCGGCCUCGCACGCCGGCUACCUCGGCUCGCUCGGCCUCGUGGCGUCCGCGCUCACCCACUUCGCGCUCGGCGAGCCGCUCCCGGUGUCCGACCACACCCCGCCCGCCGUGCUCGUGCACCGCCCGGCGCCCGCCCCCUCCACGCCGCCGCCGCUCCUCCGCUCCAUCCAGCCGGCGCAGCAGGACGGCGCUGCCGCUGCCGCUGCCGAGGCGCCUCCCGCCGCCGCGCGGACGGAGGGCGGCGUCGUUGGCGGGGAGGACCUGCGGGUGGCCGUGAGGCACCGGAGCCUCGCGGAGGUCGCCGCGGGGCUGGAGGAGUACUUCCUCAGGGCUACCGCCGCCGGCGACCCGGUGUCGAAACUCCUCGAGGCCGGCAACGCCGAGUACAGCGGUGGAGCGAGCAGCUUCUUUGGCGUGCUUUGCUGCAUGUCGUCGUCGUCGUCGCCGUCAGUUUCGCACGACGGGGUCGACGGCAUGCACGACCGGAUCGGCAAGCGGCAUAGCUCCACACUGCAGCAGCUCAUGGUCUGGGAGAAGAAGCUGUACAAGGAGGUGAAGGCGAGGGAGCGGCUGCAGGUCCGCCACGACAAGAAGCUGGCGGCGCUCCGGGACCAGGAGUACAGCAGGAAGAUCAACGUGGACAUCCAGAAGCUCAAGGGCGCGUGGGACAGGGCGCGCGCGCAGCUCGCCACGGCGUCCGAGGCCGCGCACGCCGGCUCCGCGGCCAUCUCCGAGCUCCGGGACACCCACCUCGCGCGCCAGGUGCUGGGGCUCUGCCACGCCACGCGCGACAUGUGGAAGGCCAUGCGCCAGCACCACGAGGCGCAGUGCCUGAUAGCGCAGCAGCUGCGCGGGCUCAGCGGCCGGACGUCCAUGGACGCGACCACGGAGAUCCAGCACGGGGCGACGCGGGCGCUGGAGGCCGCCAUGUCGGCCUGGUGCGCCGCGCUGGGCCACCUGGCCAAGCACCAGCGCGACUACGUCGCCGCCCUGCACGGCUGGCUCAAGCUGACGUUGGCGCCGUCCGCGGACGGCGCCCCGGCCUCCCCCGUCGCCGCGGAGCUCGCCGCCUUCGUCGACCGGUGGAGGCAGGCGCUGGACGGCGUGCACUGCGCCGAGGUGCUCAAGUCCAUCAAGAACUUCGCCGGUGCCACCCACGCGCUGUACGCGCACCAGGGCGACGAGCUCCGGGCGGCGCGCCGGGUGGCGCAGUGCACCCGCGAGCUGGACCGCAAGUCCCGGAUGCUGCGGCAGGUGGAGAAGAGCCACUACGACUCGUACGCGCCGGCGGGGCUCGCGCUGUGGAACCGGGGGCGGCACUGGAUGGAGCACGACAUGCGGCAGGUGCACCACGCGCACAACGAGGUGGUGCAGCGCAAGGAGGAGAUCGACGCGUGCCGGAGGAAGCUCGAGGGCGAGAUGAAGAGGCACGCCAUGGCCAUCGACGCCACCAGGUCCUCGGCGGUCGCCGGCGUGCAGAGGACGCUGCCGGCGGUGUUCCAGGCCAUGGCCACCUUCUCGGCGUCGCUUGCCACCGCUCUCGACGCGGUGUGCAGACACGGCAGCGACGUGCAGUAGUCGCAUACAGUACAUACUACGUUUGUUUUGGAGAUAUUUCCUUUCUACACACUGUAUAAGAUUUUAGUUCUUGUAGGGUUUUGAAAUAUGAAAGAAAUGCGAGAGCAAAACAGAGAUAACCGAGUUGUGACUUCUUUUU